This is a messenger RNA of Macrosiphum euphorbiae (potato aphid), 1065 nucleotides long. The record is from the annotation of a GenBank genome assembly. NCBI's taxonomy places the organism in Eukaryota, Metazoa, Arthropoda, Insecta, Hemiptera, Aphididae.
AUGGACUCAGAUGAUAAUUUCCCAGCAGCUAAGCGCAUCAUUACCGAAAUUCAAUGUAUAGUCAAUAGUGAUCCUAAUCUGAAAGAAUUUGAUCUAGUCAUCCAACCAGAGAGUCAAAAUAAAUCUCCAGUGAUAUACAUAGAUCAUUGUUUAGGUCUAGAGUCGUGGUGUGUACGCCAUGUGUAUGAAUAUGUCUACCAAAAACUUGUUUCUGUAAGAAAACGAUUAAAAAGACAAGUGUCCAACGAAACAAUAACAUUGCUAACAUCUGCUCUCUUGUUAAAUCCUGAAGUGCUAACAUUUUGGAAUAUGAGACGAGAGUUAAUUCUUGAUGGAUAUUUGAAGCCAGAUGAUGAAUUACAAUUUUCAGCUGUUGUUUUGACAUUUAAACCAAAAUGUGCUGAAAUAUUCACCUACAGAAGAUGGAUAUUCUUUAACAUUUUAAAAGAUUUUAGCUGUAAUGAUAUUGUACUCAAUGAGUUGGCAGUAGGAUUAACAGCUGCCGCUGGCUAUCCAAGUAAUUACAAUGCAUGGAAUCAUUGUUUUUGGUUUAUUCAAAAAUCACUUGAACAUGAGAACUUUUCCUUGAUCUCUCAUCAGUGGGAAAAAACUAAAGUUUGGUGCAGUGAACAUAUAUCAGACCAUAGUUGUAUGCAAUACAGACAACGGCUGCUUAAAUGUUUAGUUGCUGAUAAAAGGUGCUUACAACAUCUGGAGUGUUGUACAUCCAAGUCCCUUUUGCGAUUUUUUAACUCUGAUGAAAGGCAUAAACUUAUGAGGCCAUCAGAAGACUAUUUUGGUGAAGCUAUUGGUGUUGCUUUAGAUGAAUUAUAUUUUAAUGAAGAUCUGAUUGUGAUGUAUCAUAGUCAUGAAUCUCUAUGGAAUCACCGUAGGUUUUUAUGUUAUUUAUUAGUAAAUAUUUAUAAAAUUGACUGUAUUAAAGAAGCAUUAAUGAAAAAUGAAAGGAGAGUUUCUACUAAAUUAUUAAACAGUAAUGAGUUAUAUGUUAAAAAACAUGUUUUGUGGCUUCAAACAGCGUUAUGCAUUCCUAUAAAAUUACUUUAA